AUGGAUGAAACGCCACUUCAGUAUCUUCUCAGGCUUCAUCAAGAUCGGGAGGGACUUAGCAAGCAGGAAGCUGUCCAUACAAAGCUUGGGAACUACGGGCUCCCCAGCCAUAACCACCUCAUCCCAAUUGCAAAACUAUCUGGAGGGCAAAGCACCGCGGCAUCUAAUUUUGUUCGCAAAUCCAUCCGUAGAAACCCAAACCAACCCAAACCCAAAUGCAAAUGGCAAACCAGAACGAUGAUUGUUGCAUCCAUUGUGGUUUUGUCGCUGUCCAAACUAAAUGGAGAUCCAGACUACAAACUCUUUUCGUGGGUUGUGGGCUAUGCUUGUGGCUGUGUUCUCAUGCUUCCUCUUCUCUACUGCAGAUAUAUUGUCAGAGGAACCGUGAAUUUACAGCUGUAUGGAAUAGUGGAAGUGUUGAAGAUGUCCUUGAGCUGCUUCUUUGCAGUGUGGUUCGUCCUGGGCAAUGUAUGGGUUUUUGGAUCUUCAUCUACUGGCAAGGAUGAUACCAAAUUGGAAACGUUAUGCCUAGUGUUCCUGGCGUCCGGCUGCAUUAUGUAUGCGAUGCCAGUCUUUAGAUGUGCUGCCUUCUGUCUGUUGUUGCCUUUUUUGAUUUUGCCAACACUGGCCUCUCCACAAGAACAAGCUAGAGAAGCCAACCCAGAUUAUUCCUUUAAUGCACUGCCAACCUACAAUUUUAAGUUAAAGGAAAAUGGAACAGGUGAAAGUGGAGUCUUAGCUGCAGGGACAGAUAAGGAGCGUGCCAUAUCCGGAGAAGAUGCAGUUUGCUGCAUUUGCUUGGGAAAAUAUGCAGACAAUGAUGAGGUGCGGGAGCUUCCAUGCAGCCAUUUCUUCCAUGUGGAGUGCGUGGAUAAAUGGCUGAAGAUUAACCCUCGGUGUCCUCUCUGUCAAUCUGAGCUUGGAGGGGCUGGUGGGGCUUCAACAUUGGUCACUCACUCCAGUCAGGACCAAAGCGAGAGGAUGACAGAUACUGCGUCUUAA
Vitis vinifera (wine grape) is the source of this 1002-nucleotide messenger RNA. RefSeq names its product E3 ubiquitin-protein ligase At4g11680. The record is from RefSeq and is a predicted model, not a curated record. Bases 1 to 1002 code for a protein of 333 amino acids. The transcript is spliced from 6 exons. Lineage: Eukaryota; Viridiplantae; Streptophyta; Magnoliopsida; Vitales; Vitaceae. Gene Ontology annotation, molecular function: zinc ion binding.